GAGCCGCACUGUGGUCGACAUGCAAAAGACGGAGCUGGCAAUCGUGAGAGAGACGGUGGUGAUCGCAGUGGUGCUGGUGACGACAGUGGUGCGGUUGGUACGGGUGUGGGCUGAUGCGAAGCGGGCGCGUACGAUGAUGGUGGUCACGGUCACUGUAAUGGAGACG
Prorocentrum cordatum is the source of this 166-nucleotide messenger RNA. The record is from the annotation of a GenBank genome assembly. NCBI's taxonomy places the organism in Eukaryota, Dinophyceae, Prorocentrales, Prorocentraceae.